This is a messenger RNA of Grammomys surdaster, 3787 nucleotides long. RefSeq names its product transmembrane and coiled-coil domain family 3 (gene Tmcc3). The transcript is spliced from 5 exons. Gene Ontology annotation, cellular component: endomembrane system. NCBI's taxonomy places the organism in Eukaryota, Metazoa, Chordata, Mammalia, Rodentia, Muridae. The record is from RefSeq and is a predicted model, not a curated record. The coding region runs from base 200 to 1585 and encodes 461 amino acids.
UGUGUUUCCCACUGAACUCUGUGUAGCACGGGCAUUUGUGACAACGUGGAUAACAAAAGCUCAGUCACCAUAUCAGCAAGCUUGAGCUCAGAAGGGCGUGUGAAGAUGGGAUAACAAUUGUACACGGCCAUCUGCGACUUCAAGGGGGCCGAGAAGAGUAUAUUGAACAAGGCAUAUUAGCGUCCUGAAUAAAAUCGGGAUGAUGUCAAUGAGAAAAGAAGGAAUGAAGGUGGAACGCCAUGACAUGAAUACCCUCAGUCUACCCCUGAACAUACGCCGAGGGGGGUCAGACACCAACCUCAACUUCGACGUCCCAGAUGGCAUCCUGGAUUUUCACAAGGUCAAACUCAAUGCAGACAGCCUGAAACAAAAAAUCUUAAAGGUGACAGAACAGAUAAAAAUCGAGCAGACGUCCCGAGAUGGGAACGUUGCCGAGUAUCUGAAACUGGUCAGCAGCGCCGACAAGCAGCAGGCUGGGCGCAUCAAGCAGGUCUUUGAGAAGAAGAACCAGAAAUCAGCCCACUCCAUUGCCCAGCUGCAGAAGAAGUUGGAACAGUAUCAUAGAAAGCUCAGGGAAAUUGAACAGAAUGGAGCGACCAGAAGCUCAAAGGACAUUUCUAAAGACAGCGUGAAGGAGAUACACCACUCUCUGAAGGAAGCCCACGUGAAAUCCCGAACUGCUCCCCACUGCUUGGAGAGCAGUAAGUCGAGCAUGCCAGGGGUAUCCCUCACGCCCCCCGUGUUUGUCUUCAAUAAGUCCAGAGAGUUUGCCAACUUGAUCCGGAAUAAGUUUGGCAGCGCAGACAACAUUGCUCACUUGAAGAAUUCCCUGGAAGAGUUCAGGCCCGAAGCUAGCCCCAGGGCUUACGGCGGAAGCGCUACCAUCGUGAACAAGCCCAAGUAUGGCAGUGAUGACGAGUGUUCUAGUGGUACAUCCGGCUCAGCUGACAGCAAUGGGAACCAGUCCUUUGGGACUGGUGGGGCCAGCACCAUGGACAGCCAGGGGAAGCUUGCCAUGAUCAUAGAGGAACUGAGGGAGAUCAAGGUUACCCAAACCCAGCUGGCAGAGGACAUCGAGGCACUGAAGGUGCAGUUUAAGAGAGAAUAUGGCUUUAUCUCUCAGACUCUGCAAGAGGAGAGAUACAGGUAUGAACGACUUGAAGACCAGCUCCAUGACCUGACAGAGCUGCACCAGCAUGAGACAGCCAACCUAAAGCAGGAACUAGCCAGUGCCGAGGAGAAGGUGGCCUACCAGGCCUAUGAACGCUCAAGGGACAUCCAGGAAGCCUUGGAGUCUUGCCAGACACGCAUCUCUAAGCUGGAACUCCACCAACAGGAACAGCAGGCCCUGCAGACCGAUGCCGUGAACGCCAAGGUCCUGCUGGGGAAAUGCAUCAAUGUGGUUCUGGCCUUCAUGACUGUCAUUCUGGUGUGCGUGUCCACCCUGGCCAAGUUCGUCUCGCCCAUGAUGAAGAGUCGCUCCCACAUCCUUGGCACCUUCUUUGCUGUGACUCUUCUCGCAAUAUUCUGUAAAAACUGGGAUCAUAUCGUGUGUGCCAUAGAAAGAAUAAUCAUCCCAAGAUGAGCCGCCAGUUCCCGCCUUCACAUGCUCUCUACGUUUUUAUUUUGAAGAAAACUCUGUGCAUACACUACCAAAAUUUCUGAAUGGAUGGCUGUGCCAAAGACGGCGAGAAGGACCAGAGCUGUGCGGUGUAAAUAAGUAAAGUCUCUUAACCCAGUAGCACUUGCCAACACUGUCCCUGUGCGUGGUUAGCGUGAAACUGUCCCAGAGUCCUCCUCACAUGUCUCACUGCCUUAAUCAGAGCAGAUCUCCAGCCUGCCUAUCGAGCUCGGCACGGUAAAGCCCUGUUGAUGGAGCACCGUGAUUGCUAACAGCUGUGUUCUGAAUUCCCCUGACCAGCAAGAAUAUGGCAGGAUUCAGGGAAGUGAGCAAACACAGGUACUGGCAGGGUUGAGCUCCUGGAGGCCUAUAGAAGCUCAGUGAGUCUCUCUGUGAUCAGUCCCACUUGUCCACAGGUGGCUCUGUGUCCCACUAUGUACCCAGUGUUCACAGUGGUCAAUGGCGUAUGUCCUCAUAACAUGGAAAUCUUCUACCUGCUUAUCCAGCGAAUGUCUGCCCGGACCGGUAGCACUGCACUUUACAAGGUAGACAACUAGGGUUUACAGCCGGGCUUUCCUCUUUUUAGGCCCAGGGCACCACACAACUGAUUUCAUCUUGUGUGGUUAGCAGUGCUCUGCCCUCAGAGCGUGCGGCUGGGCCAUUGUCAAACUGUAGCUUUGACAGCUCGGGGUCCUGCAAGCCUCCCUGGGGAAGCCUACGCUCUGGUGGUUGUUAACUGUGACAAAUGCCCUUAGAGGACAGGAUGCACUUUAUGUGAUUCACUUUACUCACGGGUCUGCAUGGAUCAGACUGCAAAGCUUGUUCAGGAAAUGAAAAUGAAUGACGCUCGUGUGGCCCGGUUUUCUUUUUCUCAGAGACAGCAGAAUCAAACUUCAUAAAACUUCUGUGUGCCGAGGCGGGACACUGGAGGCCUAAGAGGGAUGUGAACUUUUAGGUCUAAUCAAAUGGCGGCUAGAUUAGUGGGAGCCCUUUACCCAGAUGAGAGCAGGAGGGUCCACUUAGGGACGUGAAAAGCACCAGGAAUAAAAUGAAGUCCCGUGCUGGAGCUGAGUUGCUGCUGUGUGUCCCUUAGGUACACAGAUAAGCUCUGAGGUCAUGGGACAAACGCACUGACAGGGACCAGAAAGCGUGCAAGAGCCGCUUGCCGUGUUGUGUUUGAUGGUUGCCAUUUACUGGCAAACCUGGUUUUCUGUGUACACCACCAAGAGGAGGGAGAUUUUACUGGAUGCUGUCAGCCAGCCAGUCAGGACUCUGGUCCUCCUACCCCGGGACCUGUUGAAGGUGUAAAGAUACUCUUAAAUACUUUUUUCCAGAAGAAUCUCUCAGAUUUACCUAUCCUCACUUCUUAAAUACUUUCUUCCAGAAGAAUCUCUUACUUGCCAAUGGAUGUCCUUAGGGACAUUCCCUGGGGGUUGGGGGGUGGCGGCAUGUAGCAGUUUUUUACAAGUCCAGGUUAUAAGAGUAGGACCCAAACAGCUCCAACCUUUGCUCCUCCCCCACUCCCAACUUCGAAGUUAAUAACUCAUAAUUUUAGUAAAUUCACAGAGUAUUUAACCAUCACCCCUAACCAAUUUCCAGAGCCACGCUUUUCAAAAAACAGUAAAUAUAACUUUAUGAAAUACAGAGGAUUUUGAAAUCAGGGGUGGGGGAGUUCCCAGCUCCACUCCUAUCCAUGGCUUUGUCCCCACUCAGGAGACAGAGGUUUCUAGUCCAAGAAAGGGAGGAAGAGAGAACCAUGUUCUUUCCUUUUUCUUGUAUUUUAAAAGUCUGCUCCCUUACCUGUAGGCACCAGACUCCAUCUGCCUACAAGCUGGGCUCUGUUGGCCUCCCGUUCCUGUUUGUGAAUAUUUCCAUGCGGCACCAAGAGUGUGCCAGGGUCUGGGAUGCCCGUGAAUGCUGCUAGCAAGAUUCAGAAUGAGUUUGAAUGCAGCCUUAGAGCCUUAGUUAGCUAGGGCUCUGGGAGAACCCAGGAAGAGGUUCUGUUCUCACGCCAGCACCCGCCCCACUCUUGCAGAGCCUAACAGGACCACUCUUGAUUGACACUUGUCAGACCUGCAAUCUGUGUUUCUUCUUCCUGGUGAGAAAGUCCAAAAUAGCACACUCCACACCCUUCAGACUGAGCUUUGGACAGAAUCUAUUAGAAAC